AUGGAGAAUAAACACACUAAAGAAAUUUCCCAGGAUGAAAAUAUAAGAAAUAGGCCCGUACGUGCAAGUUUUUUAUCGGUUUUAUGUUCCGAAGGAAGCUGGAAAUGCCUCCUGCUGACGGCGCUGAUAGCAGGUUGCGCCAGUGCAGUGUUAUGGUGCAGGCUGAGCCAACUGGAAAGACUCGUUAUAGAUUUUUCUGCAUAUCCGAUUCAACGAACUCAUAGGGCACCCGCUUGCGAAGAUGCAUUUUUAUACGUUCCUUUAGGUUUUCUUGGUUUACUUUAUCUGGUUUAUUUAGUGGAAUGUUAUCAUUGCUCUACGAGAUUAAGAUUAGCAAGAGCCAUAGAUGCCGAAGCAGUACGCAGACGAAUUAGUUUAAUGAGAACAGCUGAACCAGUAGUAUGGUGGAAAGCUAUUUGUUACCAUUACGUCCGUCGCAAACGACACAUAACGCGCUACAGGAACGGCGACGCUUACACCUCAACCCAAAUUUACUACGAGAGAGUGGACUCUCACAGCGCGAGCGCCACUUUUAGCCACGCUUAUUGCGGAUACCAGGAUGUUUCCAAAAAUUUGAUUUUGGAUGCGUCAAGUGAUCCAAUAAUAAAAUUUAGAUUCAGCAAAGGAUUUGCAUUUUCAAACAUUGAAGCAGCUUCAGAAUUUGAAGAACAAAGAUCUCGAUUUUUCUCAGAGCAUUCGCAUUUUGAUGACUACAUGGAAAUGCGCGAGGGUUUAGACUUGGCUGGCGCCGGAUUGGCAUUCAGGGAACAUUUGGUCGCAAGAAGAGAUUCGAAAAAAUCGCCAUGGUAUUGCACGACACCAGCUUAUUGGAUUUUAUCAUUUCUGCUCCUCUCUUGGCCUUUGAGAAUUCUAGUCGAAUGCCGGACCUCCAGAGUUCGAUACGAUGUGACCAAAGUUUUCGGAACCAAUUAUGUCAUAGGCACUAAUAAUUCUGAAGAAGCAGCAGAACCAACGCACAGAGCAAGUAACGACAGCCUUAUUAGUGGAUCAACAUUGCAAAUUGUUAACGAAGAACCAUAUUACGAGGCUACACCCUCCCAAACAAGUCCGAACGAUGCGAUUUUGUUGGCCAGCGGCCUCCAUGCUAUUGUUCCACCUAUUGAAAGGAUUCAGCAAAAUAAUACUUCCUUUCCCCCACAAGAUGAGUACCAAGUAAGAAGACCACCGCCUAAUCUGAAUCCAAUAACUUAUAGUAAUACUACUGAUAGUUUACAAAUUUACGAAAAUUGUGCUCUGGUGCCUUCUUAUUCCGAAGCAUUACUGAUGACACCGAAUGGUGAUGUCGUAAAUCGUUUAGAAUCUUCUAGAAGAAAUAGUUCAGAGAGUAGAAGAGGGAUAGCAAUUAUGAGUUCUAUUAUCAAUACUAGAAGAAAAACGAAUGAGGCUCCUGACGAAUCAGUUCAGAGCAGUUGGUCAAACUAUAGUCUUCGCACUAGAAACAAUAAUAGUAUAUCUAGGGUGAAAAAUCAAAAUAGAAGAUCUUGGAAUGGAAUCGCACACGUUAGACCAGUACAUCACGGUGGCUCGGUACUGUAUUAUGCCAGUCCUCUGCUUCAACACUGUCCUGAUGAUCCUUUCGGAGGGGCAGAAUCGGUAAUGGUGCCAGAAGUACCGCCACCAAGUUACGAAGAAGCGCUUUUAUUUCCACGACUAAGAGCGUUGGCGCGCUCCGCCACAACACGUGAGGGUCUCUUUCUUAAUUCUGGCCCUUCUGCUCCACGAAGAGCAUCGUUAGGGGUCCCCAGGAGAAUUAUUAAUAUGGAAACCAGCCUUUGA
This is a messenger RNA of Ctenocephalides felis (cat flea), 1797 nucleotides long. Its product is annotated as transmembrane protein 151B-like. The record is from RefSeq and is a predicted model, not a curated record. Lineage: Eukaryota; Metazoa; Arthropoda; Insecta; Siphonaptera; Pulicidae. The coding region runs from base 1 to 1797 and encodes 598 amino acids. The transcript has 13 exons.